Messenger RNA from Kwoniella shivajii, 1053 nucleotides. RefSeq lists its product as uncharacterized. The transcript has 4 exons. NCBI's taxonomy places the organism in Eukaryota, Fungi, Basidiomycota, Tremellomycetes, Tremellales, Cryptococcaceae. Bases 1 to 1053 code for a protein of 350 amino acids. Gene Ontology annotation, molecular function: S-adenosylmethionine-dependent methyltransferase activity; tRNA binding; tRNA (5-carboxymethyluridine(34)-5-O)-methyltransferase activity. Gene Ontology annotation, cellular component: cytoplasm; nucleus. Gene Ontology annotation, biological process: tRNA methylation; tRNA wobble uridine modification. The record is from RefSeq and is a predicted model, not a curated record.
AUGUCCGAGGCAGGUCCAUCUACACUGCCAUUGCCCGCUCAAACUAGAGUUGCUAAAGCACCUAAAACACCUCGGGCGAAACCCACACCUGUUCCCGUAGGACCAUUCGUCAAACCUGCAGAGGAAGAAGAAAAGACUGUUCAUGAAGUAUAUGAAGCUAUCGCAGGGCACUUCUCACAGACUCGGCAUAAGCCAUGGCCUUUGAUCAAAACAUUCCUUCAUUCCCUUCCGCCCAACGCGCUCGGGUUAGACUCAGGAGCAGGUAAUGGGAAGUACUUGCCUACUUCUAGAGAAGCCGGACUGGAAAUGAUAGCUCUAGAUAGGAGUCAAGGUUUACUGGAUAUAGCUAAGAAUGAGAACCGAGGUGAAUGUGUCAGAGGAGAUUUAUGUUUUAACGGUUGGAGAAAUGGUGUUUUUGACUUCGCCAUAUCUGUGGCUGCUAUACAUCAUCUAUCUACCCCUGAAAGAAGGAUACAAUCUGUCAAAACACUUAUACGUCCGUUAAAGUUGUCACCUGCACCUCCUUAUUCAAGAUUCAUGAUCUAUGUGUGGGCUUAUGAACAAGGCACACUAUCCAAACGAGCCAUGGGCAGCGCAGCCAAUUCUGCUUCUGCUUCUACUGCUACUUCAGACCUCCCACCAGCUGCUCAACCAGGAGAAUCCUCUAGAGUCGAAGAUGCCAAUCAAGCGCAAGAAGUGAAGGACGCAGAUGUGGAAAAGAAAAUACAAGACGUCCUUGUCCCUUGGGUAUAUAGCAAACCUCCUCCUCAUCGUGCAUCUAAACCAGCAACAAAUUCUCUUACAGCAUCAGAACCUGCAGAGAGUAACGUCAUUCCCGAAGAGCCGAAGGUUUAUCAUAGGUACUAUCACCUAUUUCUGGAAGGUGAAUUGCGCGAAAUGGUAGUGCAAGCUGCUAAAGAAGAUGGUUAUACGAUACUUCUUGAUGGAGUGGAUGAAGUAAGAGCUGGAAGAGAAGGAAACAAGUGGAUGAGGAUUAGAGGUGUAGGUUGGGAAGCGGACAACUGGUGGAUCGAAGGUGAAGUUGGUAUAUGA